GUCCACCCCGCCAGCCUGCCGGACUCGUCCCUCGCCGCCAGCGUCCCGUUGUGUUGCACCCUGUGCCACGAGCGCCUGGAAGACACCCACUUCGUGCAGUGCCCCUCCGUCCCCUCGCACAAGUUCUGCUUCCCCUGCUCCCGGCAGAGCAUCAAGCAGCAGGGAGCCAGCGGGGAGGUGUAUUGUCCCAGCGGGGAGAAGUGUCCCCUGGUCGGCUCCAACGUCCCCUGGGCCUUCAUGCAGGGGGAGAUCGCCACCAUCCUGGCCGGAGACGUGAAAGUGAAAAAGGAGAGGGACUCGUGACCUGCCCGCGCUCGCCGCCCGACGUCACCUUGAACUGCUCGAAUUCUGUAUAUAUCUAUAAAUAUAUAUAUAUAAAUAUAUAUAUAUCUCCAAGACAAGGGAAAUGUAGACUUCAUAAACAUGGCUGUAUAAUUUUGAUUUUUUUGAAUACAUUGUGUUUCUAUAUUUUUUGAAGACGAAAGGUAUGUACUUAUUAUAAAGGCAUUUCUUCUAAUUCUUCUCCCUUUUUGUUUUUGUUUUUUUUUUUUUUCCCUUUUGGUUUUGUUUUUUUCUUUAUUUUUUUUUUCCCCUUUUGUUAAAGCGACUGUUGUGCUUCCCUGGUGACAGUUACUGUUCAAUGUAGGCUGUGACUUGCGCUGCUUUUUUUAGAGAGCACUUGGCAAACCAGAAAUGCUUCUAGCUGUACUUGUAUGCACUUGUUUCUUUUUUUUUUCCCCCCUGUUUCUUUCUUUUCUUUUUUUUCUUUUUUAAAUGCCAAAUACACUUUCUGACGUUGUAAA
Messenger RNA from Opisthocomus hoazin, 803 nucleotides. The record is from RefSeq and is a predicted model, not a curated record. Lineage: Eukaryota; Metazoa; Chordata; Aves; Opisthocomiformes; Opisthocomidae.